AUGGCGUCUACGUUCCAGGAUGCGUGGCAAAUUGCGCUCGUGGCUGAGCAAGAAUUAACACGGUGCCUCGCUGAGAAAGAACCGACCUUUGUGGAAUUCUCUCAAUUCUUGUCCGACUUUCGCACUGCGUGCCAAAAUGCCAUUCUCCUUGAUUUCGAUGCUGCCCGCGAACGAGAUGCCGAAGGUCGCCUGUGGGACGCGCACCUGAAACUGAACAACCGGUUUCGCAAGAAGCUUUCUCGUCACAAGGAGGAAAAUGUCAAAAAGAAGCCGGUGGAGAAACGGAAACUCGAGAAGCAUUAUCUCGAUUUCAUCAAAUCGAGUCAGCGAUUUUACCGUGGAUACAUUCAACAUCUUUCAUCCCAUUUUGGUGGCAUUCUGGAAUUGGAGAAAGUUGCGCGCAAGUUCAAUUUCGAGAACUUGUCGGCACAACCCCCGUCCAGUGUCACGCCCGAUCUGCGCAAACGAAUUCUUCAAUCCUGCCAUGCAACACUCAUUCGUCUGGGCGAUCUUUCUCGAUAUCGGGAAACGGAACUAGUUGCUAAGGAUCGCAAUUGGGGACCUGCCAUUGGCUACUAUGAUCUCGCUUCAGUAGUCUACCCUACAUCUGGUGCAUCACACAACCAGUUGGCAGUUAUCGCACUUGCAGAUGGAAAUCACUUUCGUGCUACCUAUCAUCUCUACAGGGCCUUGUCCGCUAGAGAUCCCCAUCCAUCGGCGAAGGGUAACCUGGAGAUUGAAUUUAGAAAGGUCAUGAAUGCAUGGGCUAAGCGAGAAUUGAUUCGCCCCGAAGAUGCAGGCAUUCCAGGCCGAGCUCUGGCUCCCUGGUUUGUCUAUCUUCACGCACAAUGCUACAAAGGCAAUGACUUCCCCGAGCAUGAUGAGCUAGAAAGUGAGGUAAUGAGCCAGCUGGCCGUGGAUAUUAGAGAACAAAGGUCCUUAGAGGGCACCCUCCAGAAAUUCUGUCUCGUCAAUAUCGCUGCAGAGGAUUUCGCUCGAGCGCGAUCGACUGAAGAAUCGGCAAAUGCACGCAUCUUCUUCCAGCGAGUCAACGUGAAAACUUUCUUCACGUUGCUACAAAUUCUACUGGUUGAGUUGGAGCGAUUCGCUGUGGAGGACUCAAUCAACAAACCCACCGAUAAUGGGCCAGACAAAGUAACCGCGGUUGCACGUCGGAUAUUGCCUGCAUUGAGGCACUACAGCUCCUGGCUUUUGGCCACCAGUGACUUCCUUAUUGCGCAGAAAGAAGAGAAAGAUUCAGCUCUUUCGAUUCAAAUAAAGGAAUUUUGGAAGAUUUAUGCUGGAACAUUGACUCUCCUAGCGUCUACGUUCGAAAUCAUACAUCUUCCGGAGGUCGACUAUCUUCUCGAAGAGGACGAAGAAAGCCUAGGGUUUGCGCCUUUAGAUCAAAAAGCCACAAUCCGUCGAUAUUGUACGCCAAAUGGGGAGAUCAAACCUAGAGUGACUGACCCUAAAAUUGAAAGAAGCCAUCCCAAUAUGGAGAUGCUAUACCGCGUUCGGGAAUUCGUCAUUGAUGGUCUUGAUCUAGUGGUUGGAAAUAGAAUCCCCAUCGCUCUCAUUGACGAUGAAGAUAAGAAGACAUUUAUCUACCAGGAGGAUGGAUUGCCUUCUCAGAUCUUCUCCAGCCCUCAUGGUCGCCCUGAUACGCUUCUUAGCGCCAACAUUGAGCGCGAGGACAUUCCACCGCCAACUCAAGACUCCAAUUCCGUUGCUGAGGGCCGCAGCAUGUUCGGUGGCUCACAGUCUGCUUCGGCAUCCAUAGCUGCUAAUAUGCACGGGAUUGUGGAAGGUGUUGAGCGUCUGGUCGAAUCUGACACAUAUGAAAACCCAACCGGCCUUGAAAACCAGUUUGCGUCUUUCUUGAAUGAUACCGGGGAUAUGCCCACUCCGUCUGGUCACAUGAAGUCAAGCCCCCAUGCCUUCCCUUUUACCGAGCAAAAUAUACAGUCCCUUGGGAUGCCCAUGGCACCACCUGGGCUUGGUCCACCUGUCCCAAACGUGACGGAGGCUCUUCAUGCAUCUUCGUCUCAGUCGUACACUCCACUUCCCACUCUGCCCAAUUUCUCAAAUAUCUGGAAUACUUCUUCUUCCGGUCCCCUAAGAAACGGUGCAUCCCCUCGAACUCCGCCAGGUCUAGGCCCACGGUCUCCAAUGCACCAAAUGACCCCAGGCAAUCCCAACCUCUCUGGGCGGUCUCCUUCUCAGGAUCAGAUUAACAACGAGCUGCUCCAUCAUGGUAUUAUGGGCCAACCACAAUUUUCAAGCUCGCAAGAAGCAUCAUCGUCCAACCCAUCGUGGAUGGCAGCGUCUAAUGUCUCCCCGGCGCUACCUCAGCCCGGUCCCACAAACGCAUGGGAUCGAGAAUCGAUCGGCCGAAUGACAUUUGGUUCUUACGAACUGCCGACCCAGGGUAUGUCGAGUAUGCCGGCAUCGGCAUGGGCCAACGAAGCCUUCAUUGCCAACAGCCUCGCAUCCGGUCCUGGCCAAUACAACCCUGGCCUUAGCAGCCACCGCAGGUCGGCAACCCAACUUGGUGCAAUUGGACAAAGUCCUCCAUGUGGACAGGGAGGCUGA
Molecule: messenger RNA, 2595 nt
Organism: Penicillium angulare
Lineage: Eukaryota; Fungi; Ascomycota; Eurotiomycetes; Eurotiales; Aspergillaceae
Exons: 5
Coding region: 1-2595 (864 amino acids)
Biological process (GO): nuclear-transcribed mRNA catabolic process, nonsense-mediated decay
Cellular component (GO): telomerase holoenzyme complex
Molecular function (GO): telomeric repeat DNA binding; telomerase RNA binding; protein binding
Source: RefSeq, a predicted model, not a curated record